AGAGCGGCCGCCUACCGCGGGAAAAGUUUAGCUGUAAUUUGAGCAUUUGGCAGCGGUGUUCAGGGCAGAAUCUCUCCUAAGCGAUGGGGGUAGCGGGACUUUUCGGAAGAUGAUCAGCUUUGCACGUCGUAGCGACUGCCACAUCAUUCUGUUUAUGGACAACAAAAUGCUAACAGUUUUCAUACUUUUGAGCGCUCUAGCGACAUGCAUGAGCGCCCAACGACAAUGUGCACCGGCGGAAAUAGCAAUAGGAAGAUGCAGAACACCUGCAGAAAAGAGAGUGGAGUGUAAAGACCUGGUGCUCGGCUACUGCCAGGACGUGCCCUACAGCUACACCACAUUCCCCAACAUUGUGGGCCACCGUACACGGCAGGAUUUAGAGAUGGGUGCAGAGUACCUACUCUUGAGUGUGAUCCAUGGGCUGCUGAAUGGGGAGUGUUCUCCAGACAUCCGUCUGUUGGGCUGCUCAGUGUUGGCUCCCCGUUGUCAAGAUGACAGACUUAUGAAGCCAUGCCGAAGCUCGUGUGAGAUGGUGAAAAAGAGCUGUGUUCAUGCCUUUGAAGCCAUCGAAAUGGCAUGGCCAUACUUUUUGGACUGUGACCGAUUCUUUGUUGGUGAGGAGGAGGGUUGUUAUGACCCAUUGUCAGAGCUGAGAGAAAAGCAGGAGGUGGCCUUGGCCAACAUAUCUGAUGGUGGACUUUCCACUGUCCUCCAGUUCACUUACCACUCAAACUCUCAGAUGUUCAGUAUUCUGAAGAAGACAGCAGCUAAAUGCCCCCAUAUCUCACGCACAUACAGCAUUGGACGCAGUGUGGAGGGCAAAGACUUACUGGUUAUUGAAUUCUCCACUAACCCUGGACAACAUGACCUAUUGGAGCCCGAGAUGAAAUUUAUUGGGAACAUGCAUGGAAAUGAGGUGCUGGGCAGGCAGCUGCUGAUCUAUCUGGUUCAGUAUCUGUGCUCUGAGUAUAUGCUGGGGAACGAGCGGAUUCAGACCAUCAUUAACACCACACGCAUCCAUAUUCUGCCCUCCAUGAAUCCUGAUGGCUAUGAGAUUGCCGCCUCUGAGGUAGCCGAUAGGAACGACCCUGAAAACAUCUACCAUGAAGGCCAUGAGUACAAUGGAUGGACCAGCGGCCGGGCCAAUGCCCAGAAUAUUGAUCUGAACCGCAACUUCCCUGACCUCACCUUCAUCUUCUACAAUCGCCGUCGCUUCAGACAUUUCCGUAGUGACCACAUUCCUAUCCCUGACUCCUACUGGUUAAAUAAGGUGAUUGCACCUGAGACCUAUGCUAUAAUGAAGUGGAUAAGAUCCAUACCUUUUGUUAUAUCUGCCAGUAUGCAUGGAGGAGAACUGGUCAUCUCAUAUCCUUUUGACUUCUCAAGACAUCCCGAUGAAGAGAAGAUGUUCUCACCAACACCAGAUGAACAAAUUUUUAGGCAGCUUGCUAGGAUAUAUGCAGAUGCCCAUGCCACUAUGUCCAACAAUGACACAGAGAGAUGUGGAGCCUCAUUUGCCAAUAAAGGAGGGAUAACCAAUGGAGCACAGUGGUAUAGCUUUGCUGGAGGGAUGUCAGACUUUAACUACCUGCACAGUAACUGUUAUGAGAUCACUGUGGAGUUGGGCUGUGAUAAAUUCCCUUCUGAGGUGGAGCUCUACCCUGAAUGGCUCAGGAAUAAGGAGGCACUGCUCAGCUUCAUGGAGUCUGUCCACAGAGGCAUAAAGGGCAUUGUGAAGGAUGAGCACGGCAAUGGCAUUAAAGGAGCCACAAUAUCUAUUAAGGGAUUGCGGCAUGACAUCACUACAGCUGAGGAUGGUGAUUACUGGAGAUUGUUGAAUCCAGGUGUCCACAUUGUGACCGCAGCUGCCUCUGGCUACUCUAAAGUGACCAAGCGCAUUAACUUGCCAAGAAACACGCAGCUGGGCCGGGUAGACUUUGUAUUGAAGAAGGUCCCACGAGAACCCUCUCUUGACUACUUCAACAUCCCCGAACUGGACAACUAUGAGCGCUUCGACCCGUUUAAUCAGUUUGAGCAGUACAGCCAGAGGGAGCUUGGAGAGAAUGGAGAGGAGAGGACUGAAAAGCCGUGGUGGUGGGCUUAUUUCAGCCAGUUAGGCAUAUCUGCACCUACCUGGCUUCUACGGAACUACUAGGGACCCUCAGGACACCACUGGAGAGCAACUUGAUCCACUUUUUUCAGCCAAUCCCUACUUGAUGAUUUCCAUUAUGAGGGUAACAUUUACUCCAUAUGACAUACCAGAUGUGCAGAUUACCACAGGGCAUUGUGAAGGUAUUAUUGCCAUAAAUACUGUCUUAUAUAUCGGACUGGCAUCAUAGUUACAGAAUCCUGCUAUAAAAGAAAAAGUGGCUUUCACAAACCCCCAAAUGUAGCUAUAAACAUCUUAUUCUGAUAAAGUUUGGCAGCUAGAUAAUGGUUGGCUGUAAGAUGAUAAAUGAUAGCAUUGCUGUGGCUUAUGGGGUUUGUUCUUAUCAGGGCACAUUUGUACAUUUAGACUUUGUUUUAGCACAGAUAAUCAGGACAUUACUUUUGAGGCUGUUAUUAAAGUGUUAUAAGUGCUGUUCAUUUUAAAUAAGCCACUAGUUUUUUUGUAUUGCCCUUCAAACAUGAGGGCGGAACAUCCGCUAGCUUGUGCAAGAUGAAUAAAAGAACAAAUUUUCAAAUUCUAUGCAAUUUAUGUUUUUUUUUUCAUUCUGUUAGCAUUGGAAUUGGAUUACCGCAAUUAUUUAUAUACGAUGGGGCAAGCAAAUGUCAUGCAAAUCAAGAAAUACCAUUUUAAAAACCCUGUUAUAGUCAUGUUCGUUAACAGUAGAUUUAAAAUAAGUGUUCUUCGUUAAGUCUCUUUUAUAAUACUCAGUGUUUUUUUAUUUAUAUAAACAUGUAUUUAGUAGGCUGUUAUGUAAAAUCAUGUCAUGAACGUUAAAUGCAGUUUGGAUGCUACUUUCUUAAGCCACUAGAUGGCAACAAAGUCUUUAUAAUGAAGUCCAGCUGUGCCUGAUGUCUAUAAGGGUAAGAUUACAUAGCACAAGUGUAAGCCACUACUGAGAAUGCUAUUGGUUUGAUUUGAGCACAUUUUGUUGAUGUAAAAUAAAUUAUUAGUUUUAACAUCAUGCUAACAAAAGCUCUGUUGGAAUCUUUAAGACCUCGUCUAUCACACAGUUCGAACAAAACUGCACGAUUUCUGCUCUAGAACUUGGCGAAUUCCUGUAAAGUCACUAUUUACUAUAAACUUCAUGACUUUUCACAUUCUUAUACUUUGGUUAUUUAGUUACUAUAACCAUCAACACAACACAAUAUUCAAAGUAUUUCUGUUAUAUUAUUACAAACAGUAAUAGUUUUGUCUGUAUGAUUGUCCACAGUGCCUUGAACUGAUCUUUGCUCUAUCUCAGCAGUCAUAGUUGUAAGCACAACCACUAUACAUUUGCCUUCAAACCACUUUAUUACUGACCCAUAAAUGAACCAGUGGCACAGGUUAAUCCAAUGCCCCAAUCACUUUAAUUAAUCUUAGAAAGACCUAUAGUAUAGUAAUGUAUACAUAAGAAUUCAUAUACUUGGAUCCUCCUGUAGAUGAAAGAGUAAGUACAAUAUUAGCCAAGUGUUGAAGGAGAGGAAUUAUUGUUUUACAUUUACACGCCAAGUGUUACAGGAGGGGUAUUAUAUUGUUUUUCAGUUGGCUCUAGUCUCCAAAGCUAUUUUAUAUCAGCAUUAUUUCUGAAUAUUACACCUCCAGAGAAGAACAAUAAUCUGCACACCUAAUUAAGAGUACGAUAUUAAAUGUAAAGUGUAUAACAAUAAUUUGAGUAUAGCAGUACUUUCAGAGUGCAAAUGGCUAAGGAGGACAAAGUCCCCAUGGAGCUUUGAACUCUUUGGAUAUUUUAGGCUUUAAAAAUGUUAUAAUUAAUGUGCAUAAUUAACACAUAUAUACAAUAAAAAUGUAUCAUGGUCUGCUCACACAUUCAGUAUGUUAACCAAUGUAUGGAUAAAAAGCCUAUCCUACCGCAACAAAAAUGAUUCGGAAUGAUUGAUUUUCUUCUAACCAACGUGACUGCCUUGAGUGAAAUCUGCAAAUGUCAACCCCAUAAAGCUGAAAAACCUAUUGUAUGAAAUGUAUUAGAUGUCUAUUGCCUCCUGGUGAAGGUUUCUGUGCUCUUCUGGAAGUAGAAGACCUUGUAAUAUCAUUUCUAAAAUGGCUGCCUUCAUAUUAUGAAGCAGAUGUAUUUUUGCUGUGAAAUCUUUGCAGAUGUUGAUAAAGUAAAAGAAACAAUAACAUUAUUAGUGUUACUAAUAUUUCAAAAUGAGUAUUUGCUGAAUUGAAUC
Molecule: messenger RNA, 4338 nt
Organism: Myxocyprinus asiaticus (Chinese sucker)
Lineage: Eukaryota; Metazoa; Chordata; Actinopteri; Cypriniformes; Catostomidae
Product: carboxypeptidase Z-like
Exons: 11
Coding region: 110-2155 (681 amino acids)
Biological process (GO): proteolysis
Molecular function (GO): metallocarboxypeptidase activity; protein binding; zinc ion binding
Source: RefSeq, a predicted model, not a curated record